AUGCUUGGUCUACCCUCGCUUCUUCGAAAACGUCUCGAUACGGCCUUAUACGAGCAGAGUGUCCAGAGGGUGGCCUUUGAGGACUUCUCGCGUGAGCAAACGGAGCGUGUGCCGAUUUGGAAGGCUAUGGUCCUCGAAUACGAAGCUGAUGGUACAAAGCCGAAUUCGUAUGAAGGAAAAGAUGAGGGUCUUACGGAGGCUCAAGUCCGGGAAAAGCUCGAGGCAGAGGAAGAAAGGCAGAACUCGGCGGGACGACUCCGCAUCCACGAGAUUACCCCGGUCACACUGCGGGCAAUGGAGCAUAUUCUGCCCUGGAAUAUGUUGAGAACAUUAUGA
Messenger RNA from Mycena indigotica, 336 nucleotides. Its product is annotated as CxC2 domain-containing protein. The transcript has 3 exons. Bases 1 to 336 code for a protein of 111 amino acids. The record is from RefSeq and is a predicted model, not a curated record. Lineage: Eukaryota; Fungi; Basidiomycota; Agaricomycetes; Agaricales; Mycenaceae.